Molecule: messenger RNA, 460 nt
Organism: Myotis lucifugus (little brown bat)
Lineage: Eukaryota; Metazoa; Chordata; Mammalia; Chiroptera; Vespertilionidae
Product: BMP/retinoic acid-inducible neural-specific protein 1-like
Exons: 2
Biological process (GO): negative regulation of mitotic cell cycle; positive regulation of neuron differentiation
Source: RefSeq, a predicted model, not a curated record
GCCUGCAGAUCAUCUUCCCUCCAUACCUGCAAGAGAAGUUUGUCCAGUCGGCCCUGAGCUACAUCAUGUGCAACGGCGAGGGCGAGUACGUGUGCCAGAACAGCCAGUGCCGAUGCCAGUGUGCCGAGGAGUUCCCACAGUGCAACUGCCCCAUCACCGACAUCCAGAUCAUGGAGUACACGCUGGACAACAUGGCCAAGUCCUGGGCCGAGGCUUACAAGGACCUGGAGAAUUCAGAUGAGUUUAAAUCGUUUAUGAAGCGUCUGCCCAGCAACCACUUCCUGACCAUCGGGAGCAUCCAUCAGCACUGGGGCAACGACUGGGACCUGCAGAACCGCUACAAGCUCCUGCAGAGCUCCAUGGAGGCCCAGCGGCAGAAGAUCCAGCGCACCGCCCGCAAGCUCUUUGGCCUCAGCGUCCGCUGCCGCCACAAUCCCAACCACCAUCUGCCUAGAGAGAG